AUCAACAUGGCGGCGGCGUUGACGACGAAGCGAAAGAGAUAUAGUAAGAAAUCAAAACAAAGCUGGAGAAAGAACACUAAUAUUAGAGAUGUUGAGGAGCAUCUUGAAGAGGCAAGACGCGAGGAAAGAACCGGUGGUCCAGUUUCUGAAAAACCAGAUGAAAGCUUGUACUUUCUAGACCACAGAACUGAAGAGAGAAAAGUUACUGAAGGUAAACCUAAAGAAAAUUCAAGAAAACGAAAACUCCUGAAGGCUGAUCAGCUAUUACCAGAAAGCAAAAUUAAACCAAUUGGAAGCAAGAAAAGAAAAGUUCACCUAAAAAGCAAGCAAAGGGAAGAUUUCAGUAACUCAUCAUCUGAUUCUGAGAUUGAAGAGGAGAGAGGCAAACUUGUCAAAGCUCAGAUAAAUAAAAAAAAGCCCAAAACAGCUGCAGUGUUUGAUUUAUGGGAAGCACAAGAUAUUCCGACAGGCGAUGAACAUUUUCUCUCAACUACUAAGAGAAUCAAUGUUAAGAAACCAAAGACAAUCAGCAGGAAGACUUCUCAGUUAGUAGCUGUUGAAGUUUGUUCACCUGGUGCAUCAUACAAUCCAACAUAUGAAGAUCAUCAGUCUUUGCUUCAAAUGGCUCAUAAUGUGGAGUUAAGAAAAGUGAAAGAAACAGAAAAACUGAAAAGACAAGUGAAGCUCUUGACUGCAGAGGAGGCAGCUAAUUUGCCAACAUGGAAUGAAGAGAUGAGUCAAGGAUUAUUUGCUGAAAAUGAUGCAGAGGAUGAUGAGAAUGAAAAUGAUCAUGAAAGUGCCCUUGCGGCUCCUGUGAGAGCUUUCAACAGAAAAACAAAACAGCAAAGGACGAAAGAAAAACAGAAACAGGAGGAAGUAAAGAGACUUGAGACAGAAAGAAAAGAAAAGAGGCAACAAAACGAGAUUUUUAGAUUAAAAGCUCUGAAGAAAGAAAUGAAAAUAGCUGAUGAGGAAGCUGAAAAAAGGAGAAGGAAGAAAAAAGAAACAGAGAGAAGUUCUUCAAUUAAACCUAAAAGACUUAGCAAGCACAAAUAUGAAUCACCAGAUUGUGAGGUUCAGCUGAGUACAGAGCUGACUGGAAGUCUCCGCACCUUAAAGCAAGAAGGAAACUUAUUUGAAGACAGAUUUAAGAGCCUCCAGCGAAGAAAUAUCAUUGAAACAAGACUUCCUGUCAAACCCUACAGAAAAUACAAGCAAAAAACAUAUACAAGAAAAUCACGUGAUAGGCCUUGUAUAAAGGAAAUAUAGAUUGAUCCAAAAGGUGCGUAACCAAAAGCGACUGUUCAUCGGGCAGACUGAUUCUCAAGCGACAGGAAAGGUAUACUGACGUAAAUGGGUGGAUCAUUUGUAUUUGUCAUGGUGGCUACAUCAGAUUAAGAAGGAAAAAAAAAGCAAACAGCUGUCUGUUCGGAAAUGUAUAGUGUGGGUCAAUCGGUUGCGCUUACUGAAGUCUGCCAGAAUUAACAGCUUGCCAGUGACACAACAUGAGGGAAAAAACGUGUCAUUCAAUUCCAGUUUCAUAGGGAAAAGUUCUGUUCUCUGUACAAUCUGGCAAAAACUCAAUAAAGCUCCAAAUUGUAUCAACUUACCUCGCUUGAACGCGGUAUGAUCUUUUUGUCGGCAUGAUUGACUGAUUAUAACACUUCAUGCUGACAAAAGCGAUGCCGGCCUGAAGAAUCUGGCGGAAGAUUAAAAAACAGAUCGAAAGAAGGAAUGGUUAGAUUACUAGUAUACUUGUAAUGCUCGCAUAGGUAAUGUAAGUGGCUUUAGAAGAGCAAGAUCUUAAUCUUUUUUUUUUCUUAUCUUAAUAUAAAUACCACAAGUGGAACGAGUUUAUCUGACCUUAGGUCAAACUUAAUAAUGUGUUUUAUGUCAAUCAACAAGAAUAUCAACAAACUAUCCAUCUUACUUGGGGGGACAAUUCACAUUAAUUAAGAAAUUUGUGCUCGGUAAGGGUUUCUUUUAGCCGAUUUUAUAAAGGUAUUAGCCGUUGCUAAGGUAGUUUUAUAAAAAAUGAUAAAACUGACUUUGUUUUCGAACUAAAACAGACUUGUUUAGGUCACUAAUGCAUGGUUGGACAGGCUUGUCAAACCUACAGGCAAUUUACUGCCCGGCAAAUAAAUUCUUAAAAACUUUGCAGCAAGGGGACCUUCUUUGGCUUUUUUUCUCAUAAUGAGAUUGGGCUUUUAUUGGAGAUAACAAGUAGGUCAAUGAUUUAACGCGAACGUAAAAGCAGAGAAAGUAAUUUUUUUUUUAAUGACGAAAUAGAAAAAACUCAACAGACGAGUUUCAAUAAUCAUGUGAUUAGAGAGAGUAAGAACGGACUUUUGGUCGCGAAUAUCUAAUCUUUCCUAUUAGUAUUGUUGUUACUGUCGAUUGUAGUUUGUCGCAGUCAGUCAUUACUCAGACACAGUCAAAUUUUCAAUUCUGAAGUCUUAACACGACCCAAUGCUUUACAUUAGAACGUGUAUUUAUUGACUAAAUUGUUGAGGUUUUUUAAAAUUUUAAGGAUCAAAAUUUGGUAUACAAGAAUCAGCAGAUCUUUUAAAAAUA
Pocillopora verrucosa is the source of this 2574-nucleotide messenger RNA. Lineage: Eukaryota; Metazoa; Cnidaria; Anthozoa; Scleractinia; Pocilloporidae. The record is from RefSeq and is a predicted model, not a curated record.